This is a messenger RNA of Arabidopsis arenosa, 1360 nucleotides long. NCBI's taxonomy places the organism in Eukaryota, Viridiplantae, Streptophyta, Magnoliopsida, Brassicales, Brassicaceae. The record is from the annotation of a GenBank genome assembly.
GUCGCCGCCGCCUCUUUUAUCCAGAAUGUCGUGCUUCAAAUCCAAAUUCGCCGAUGAGCUCAUCGCCAAUGCCGCUUACAUCGGUACACCAGGAAAAGGUAUUCUCGCUGCUGAUGAAUCCACAGGAACAAUCGGAAAACGUUUCGCAAGCAUUAACGUUGAGAACGUUGAAUCAAACAGACGUGCUCUUCGUGAGCUCUUGUUCACCACUCCUGGAGCUCUCCAAUACAUCAGUGGUAUCAUCCUCUUCGAAGAAACACUCUACCAGAAAACUGCUUCAGGGAAACUAUUUGUUGAUGUAAUGAAGGAAGCUGGAGUGCUUCCAGGUAUCAAAGUCGAUAAGGGAACCGUUGAGCUCGCUGGUACAAACGGCGAAACCACAACCAUUGGCCUUGAUGGACUUGGUGACCGUUGCAAGAAAUACUACGAAGCUGGUGCACGUUUUGCAAAGUGGCGAGCUGUUCUCAAAAUCGGAAACAAUGAGCCUUCUGAGUUGGCUAUCCAUGAGAAUGCUUAUGGUUUAGCGAGAUAUGCAGUUAUUUGCCAAGAGAAUGGUCUUGUUCCCAUUGUUGAACCAGAGAUUCUUGUUGAUGGAUCUCACGACAUUGAGAAAUGUGCUUAUGUUACAGAACGAGUUCUUGCGGCUUGUUACAAGGCUCUUAGUGAUCACCAUGUGAUCUUAGAAGGAACACUUUUGAAACCAAACAUGGUUACUCCAGGUUCUGACAGUGGUUCUAAAGUUAAACCAGAAGUGAUCGCCGAGCACACAGUCCGUGCUUUACAGAGGACGGUUCCUGCAGCGGUUCCAGCCGUUGUGUUCUUGUCUGGAGGACAGAGUGAAGAAGAAGCAACUGUGAAUCUAAACGCUAUUAAUCAGCUCAAAGGGAAGAAACCAUGGAGCUUGACGUUUUCGUAUGGACGUGCGCUUCAACAGAGUACACUCAAGGCUUGGGGAGGUAAAGAGGAGAAUGUUGAGAAGGCUCAAAAGGCGUUCUUGGCUCGAGCCAAGGCUAACUCUGAAGCAACCCUUGGUGGCUACAAGGGUGAUGCUCAGCUCGGUGAAGGUGCUUCCGAGAGCCUUCACGUCAAAGACUACAAAUACUAGAAGGUUAUUUUUGGAAUUUCAAUAUUUUUUGGAGUUUUGGUUUUAUUGUACUGAUUAUAUAAUGUGACGUUGUAAUUAUUUGUUUUGGUGUUCUUUUUGUGGGUUAGAUGUUUUUUUGAGUACUUGGGCAUAUGAUAUGUAGCCUGGGAUAUGUGUAAAGUGUUUAUGAUAAACCCUUAUCGUUGUAAAAUUUUGUUGUAAAUUAUUGAAAAAGGAUGUAUAUAAGUUAACAUCUAAUAAAAUUCUAUUAUGUUC